AUGAGUCUGAAAAUGAAGAUCGCGUCUGCAAUUAUACUUGCGGUGAUUUCAACCGGUUUUACCGAGGGGAAGAACCUGAGAUAUCGCCGCGGUACGAAUGAGUUGAGGGAGUCUUACAUCGUCCAUUACAACAACAGGGGUGAACCACUCAGUGUGGCUGGAUUCGACGAGUUUAUUCGUGUUCUUAACGGAAAACAGGCAGCUCCCGGUCUCGCAUACUCAUCGUAUGAGGAAAGCGCGCCGUUUUCAGCUUCUUCGCCCGAAACGACGGCGUCGAAACUGACGACGACUACCGAGGCCACGACUACCCAUCAGCCGAAGCCGUUAGCAACAGGAACUUCGACAACUCCGGAUUCCGUAGUCAUCGCGACGGGAUCCCCUGAGCCUGCACACGUCAACGUCGGCUCCACCGAGUCCCCGUUAAAGUUGCCUCAUGAAAUGUCCGGUAUCUCGGCCCUGCCGGAGGUUCCUGUGUCAACGGACAAACCUGCGCUGACCCUGGCACUAGGACACGACACAGCAGGGAUCUCAUCUCAAUCCUCGGGGUGGCCACAGUCAUCGGUCGAUGCUCCAAAUCUGGUUACACCGGCCGAGUAUUCACCGUCCAAGAUGACGGCUUCAAGCUUGAGAUUCCCCAACGGGGCUGGGUUUCCCUCAAAGGUGAUUUCCCUGCAGCCUGCAUCACGACUCCAGACGGUACUGAAUUACGUUCCUCCAGCGUCAACGUUGGCAGGGAUUGACAGCUAUGUACCGGCCAGCCAAACCGUGACUUACGCGAGCCCAGUGCCUGCGGGAUUUCAAAAAACCUACGCUUAUUCCCACCAGCCGGAAAUUCUGAACUACGCUUCGUAUCCGGGUCAAAACGUCCAAGCCGGUAACGUGCCACUAAUCGUCCGGCAGUCGCCACAGCUCAUUGACAUAGGCCAAGGCUUAGGUCAGGGCUACGGAUCCGCCCCGCAAGAGCUCGCCGUAAACUUGGGCGGAUGGGGUGGCGUCGAAUAUCGCGGUCAUCGUUCGACUUCCCAAGCAAAACCCGUCCUGGGUACUGCCAAGUUGGGAUACGGUGUUCCCGUUUCUUCGGCUGCCCUUUCCAAGGUAUUCCGGGAUGUCUUUUCCGUGGUGCUUCAAAGGAAGAUGGAAAAAUGA
This is a messenger RNA of Diprion similis, 1146 nucleotides long. RefSeq lists its product as uncharacterized. The record is from RefSeq and is a predicted model, not a curated record. The transcript has 8 exons. NCBI's taxonomy places the organism in Eukaryota, Metazoa, Arthropoda, Insecta, Hymenoptera, Diprionidae. The coding region runs from base 1 to 1146 and encodes 381 amino acids.